AUGCCCUGGUUGUUGCAUUGGCUGCAGCUGGACUUGCUGGUGCUGUGCACCGCCAGCGGCUACGGCUGCAGCCCGAUUCCGAGACCUUCUUCUGCACUUGCGCCUUCCAACAAUUACCGCGAGUGCAGUAAUAACGGCAACGAUGAGAGGAACUCCGACAGCAAUCAAAUAGUUUGGGGGGUUUCGGUUGGUGAAGGUGAGGAAGAGGACGGCGUUUGCGAUGAUGUUGUUGACGAUGAUGAUGAACUUCUCGAGGUGGAAAAACUUGGAGGAGACGUGGUUGGCGGCGGAUUAGCAGAUGAUGGUGGAGGUGUAACAUCCAUCGCUCACGACGUGCGGGCCAUCCAGAAUUUCACAAUAUGGACUCCCAGAAAUUGA
This is a messenger RNA of Laccaria bicolor S238N-H82, 378 nucleotides long. RefSeq lists its product as uncharacterized. The record is from RefSeq and is a predicted model, not a curated record. The transcript is spliced from 3 exons. The coding region runs from base 1 to 378 and encodes 125 amino acids. NCBI's taxonomy places the organism in Eukaryota, Fungi, Basidiomycota, Agaricomycetes, Agaricales, Hydnangiaceae.